Messenger RNA from Drosophila bipectinata, 2173 nucleotides. Its product is annotated as nucleolar protein 11-like. Gene Ontology annotation, cellular component: nucleus; nucleolus. The record is from RefSeq and is a predicted model, not a curated record. Lineage: Eukaryota; Metazoa; Arthropoda; Insecta; Diptera; Drosophilidae. Gene Ontology annotation, biological process: maturation of SSU-rRNA. Gene Ontology annotation, molecular function: RNA binding.
CCAUCUCUAAUACAAACAGCUGUUGUACUCCCCCUACGAAUUUUUAACCGCGUUGCACGUGUUGCAAUUUGUUUUCAAUUAUGUCCAAGUUUCUUUCAUAUUACAACCUAUUUCCUAUACCGGACCCCAAGGAGUUUUUGGGGCUGGCGUCGGACAAGGAAAAGGGGAACGUGGUGACUACACUGGCGCGCAACGUGGUAGUGGUUCUUAACAUAAGCACACAGAAGCAAAUCCUCAGCUGGUCUCUUCCUGAGAAGCUUUCGAGCAAGGUGAUCUUCGAUCCCAGCAGCCAGAAAUAUGUGGGAGUCUUCGGGAACCAUGCCCUGCGCCUGUGGGAUGUGGACACCAGCGAUGUGUCUAAAUCUAAAAAGCUAAAAUUCCAAAAAAGCAUAGCCCACUUGGUGGAAACCAAUCAGGAGGCUCUGCUCCUUUAUAGCGAUGGGGAAUGCCAGCCGCUUUCACAGGCCCUCGCGGCUCGAAAGGAUCAGGUCGAGGAGACCGCCGAACAACUGGCUCUGGCCGCUAGUAAGAUUAUAAGCAAGCCCUCGGUUUACACAAUGCCCGAGGGACAUCAGGUGCUCACCUAUUUCCAAGAAACCAAAGCCACUGGGGAACUACAGCUCAUCCGGUUGUCCUUGUCAACUGGAAACCGAAGGGAAUUCCUUAUUAAACGGGAGGAGGUUCGGCUAACUGGCUAUGCUGUCAUUGAGGGCGACACUGCGCCUCAGUUGCUUACCAUUUGGUCUGACAAGCGCAUCUUUAUGCUAAACCUGGCGGAGCGUGGUUUUGAGCGUUCGCCGGGACAAUUUGUUUCCAUGCUGGCUGAACUAAAUGUGGAGAGCAAGAUGUCCGUACACGGAGUAUCGCGCAACUUCGCAGCUAUCUACGGAGCCAACUACGGACAGGAGGGUGCCUCCCUGCUGGUUUACAACACACAGUUCAAGGUUGUCAACGCAAAGCAGUACUUUAAGGUCUACUUGGACUUCUCUCGGCUUUGGGCCGGGGAUGAGCACAUUCUUUUGGCCAUGGGUCAGAACAUAGCUGCCGUGAAAUACCGAAUGAACCAGGAAGUCCUCGUGGACAUGCUGGGUUCCCAGCUCAGCGACACCCAUCUCACAACCCUCGAACUAGAUCACAUCAACGAGGAGGAACACCUCGAGUCAGUCAUCAAGUUUGAUGGCAGCACAAACCCCAUAAAUUAUGGUUUGGCCAAAAAGAAGUUGAAUAAGUUGGUGGCGACGUCAAAUUUGGAAAAGGCUGAUGGCAGGGAGUUGGCCUAUGAGCCACCAGAGUUGGUGGACCAGGAACUGAGUGACCUUAUCAAGCACCAUGUCCACGGAGAGGUGACGAGUUGCGAGAACGGCUUGGAGAACGUGAGCGUGACCCUGAUGAGCAAUUUCUUCGAUGCCGGACCGAUGAACACGGCUGUCCAGGCGUUGGUGCGGCAGUUGGAACGAAGUGGAGCCGGCGAGGAGGAGAUCAUCGAAAAGAUACUUACCCUAUUCAUCAAAACCGACAACGCAGAGCAUGUGCUUAUGUCUCUACGGCGAUACAGCAACAUCUCCGAGAGAAUGCUGGCCUGGUCACUGCGGUAUGCCCUCGACAAAAAUGUCCAAGCACCCCGCAUUAAUGGCCAUGCCAAGGGGGAACCUAUGGAAACCAAUCAAUCCAACAAUGAGCUUCUAAAUGCCGUGCUCGCCUGCAGCUUUGACGCCACUGCCAUUGAGGAUCAUCUGCGGCAUCGUUUGGAACUUCCACAUGUCAUUCAUCUGAUGAAUCAUCUGUAUAACCUGGCCAGCGAUCCCAAAGCUCAACUAGAGGAGCGUCCUAACCGGGAUUCCUCUUUGGUGCAAACCGAAGUUCAAGCCCUACAAUGGUUUGGCAGCCUCCUGACCUCCCACUUGACCCUGCUGAUCAUCUCCAAAGACGAAGGUCUACUGCACACCCUUACCAAAUGGGCCGAACUUCUGUCGUUCUACCAAGAAAGCUUAUUCGAUAUCGCAAAUGUAUUGCCCCUGCUUACGAAUAUUGUUGAGCAGCGAGAGAUAAAGCCAAUUUACUCCACCACGUGGUAUGGAGUCGAGGAGGUGGUUCUUUAUUAAGUAGAGGAAGAUGUUUUAAAACUAUUCUUAAGAGGAAAUUGUAGAAAAUAAAAAUGUUAUUAUUUUAGGUA